GCCCUUUAAGCCCCCCACUUCCCUGAUGACGCAUCCAAACGCGCUUGUCCAGUUUCCGCCGACCAGAAUCUGUUUGUUGAAUGUACCGUUCUGUGCAGGUUCGGGAUGGUACUCAUCAAGGAAUACCAAGUGGUGUUGCCAUGUUCAGUAGAAGAGUACCAGGUUGGCCAACUGUACUCCGUUGCCGAGGCCAGUAAGAACAACACGGGAGGGGGAGAGGGGAUCGAAGUCCUCCGGAAUGAACCGUACGAGAAAGAAGGGGAGAAGGGCCAAUACACCCACAAAAUCUACCACAUACACAGCAAGGUGCCCAGCUUCAUUCAGAUGUUUGCCCCAGAGGGAGCCUUGGUCUUUCAUGAGAAAGCCUGGAAUGCCUAUCCCUACUGCCGCACCAUUGUUACAAAUGAGUACAUGAAAGAUGACUUUUUCAUUAAGAUUGAGACUUGGCAUAAACCUGACAUGGGAACAACUGAUAAUCCUCAUGGGCUCCCCCCUGAGGAGUGGGAGGAGACUGAGGUAGUGCCCAUUGAUAUUGCAGAUCGUUCUCAGGUGGAUGAUGUGGACUAUAAGCCAGAGGAGGAUCCCGCCAUUUUUCACUCUGAGAAAACCGGGAGGGGACCACUAGGACCAGGAUGGAAGAAGGAGCUUCAUAACAGUAACUGUCCUUACAUGACUGCAUAUAAGCUGGUGACUGUGCAUUUCCGUUGGUGGGGUCUGCAGGGCCGUGUGGAGAACUUCAUUCACAAGCAGGAGAAGAGGCUCUUCACUAAUUUCCACCGUCAGCUGUUCUGCUGGCUGGACCGCUGGGUGGACCUCACUAUGGAUGACAUCCGCAGGAUGGAGGAGGAGACGCAGCGGGAACUGGACCAGAUGCGUAACGAAGGAUCAGUGCGAGGGAUGAAAGCAGGAGAAGACUAGAGCGGAAAUUAGUGAAGGACGGAACGAAAAAACCGGGGCUACUUUUUAUUUUACCUCCUUCAGUCCUCACAUGGCCAAUCACAGUGUGCCACUUCACCAAGCCCUUCCGAACAGGAAACUGUCAUCUCUUACCCAGGAAGUGUCCAUUAUCAUCUGCGAGAGAGUGCGUGUGUGUGUGCGUGCGUGCGUGCGUGUGUGUACACGUGUAUAAAAUGUGCGUUUGUAUUUGUGGCGGUGCAGUUUGACUCUGAACCUCAUCAUUUGCUGCCAAAUUCUUUGGGAUUUUACUUAAAAUGUGUUAAGUAAUGUCAGCGUUUCUUUUUAUAAUUAAGUAUUAUAACUGUUUUAUCGUUUUUGGUUCAUUUUGCAACCAUCAGCUUUUUACUCAGUGUGCCAGUGGGGUCCUAAGGGCCAACUAAGUUUUACAAAAACGGUUUUGGGGACGCAUUUCACUAAACAUGUACUUCAACCAUGAAUAAACGACUAAGUGAUUUACUCAUCGCGAUUAAAAUUGAUUAUGUUUAAAAAAAUUCUCAGUGGAGGAACUUAAACUACAAGAGAAGGGCGUGUGUAAUAAAAAAAAUACGCAAGUAACUGAAAAAAAAUGUAUUAAGAUUGCUUGUUUUCCUCAUAUGAAACUCAAAGCACGAUGGACGGAGCUUCUGUUUGGCUUUAUUUUUUGGAUUUCUCUCUGCACUGAAGGCUUCAUGCAGGGUAAGCGUCCACGUUUCUGGGUGAGGAGCUGUGUGGAUGAGACUGUUUUUAACUCGAGCGCAAGACCCUUGAAGCCUCUCCCACUUUUGACUGAUGCGGCAGGCCACGCCUCACCACUGGAGUGAAGCGGGUCAGAACUUUUGGAACCAAGUCUGAUUUACAAUAAUGUAACAAAAAAAUAAAAACAAACAUCAUUGACUGUCA
Colossoma macropomum (tambaqui) is the source of this 1836-nucleotide messenger RNA. RefSeq names its product phosphatidylinositol transfer protein, beta, like (gene pitpnbl). The coding region runs from base 106 to 918 and encodes 270 amino acids. The record is from RefSeq and is a predicted model, not a curated record. Gene Ontology annotation, biological process: phospholipid transport. Gene Ontology annotation, cellular component: cytoplasm. Gene Ontology annotation, molecular function: phosphatidylinositol transfer activity; phosphatidylcholine intramembrane carrier activity; phosphatidylcholine binding. Lineage: Eukaryota; Metazoa; Chordata; Actinopteri; Characiformes; Serrasalmidae. The transcript is spliced from 11 exons.